CUAAACAGCUGUCUCAGUUUUCUUCCUGUAAAUAAAAAUAACAAUUAACAGAUUCUCCCCGUAAUUGCUAAUUAAUCAGUUAUUAAAAACGGUUUUUAUACUUACUACAUGUAGGACAAUUUAUGAAUUAUCAUUUUCUUAAAUAAAUUUUAGAAUUAAAGUGUAUAUCUAAAAGGUCUUCUGAUAACAAUUAAAUGGAUUCAAAAAUUGCUGAGGAAAAUCCAAAGAAAAUUUAAAAUAAUAGAUUAUUGAACCAGUUAAUAAGAAAAUUGUGCUAAUAAUGUCAUAAAUAUUGAAAAAGAUUAGUUUUAAAUAUUAAAAAAUGGCCUUGAUCAAAGAAAUGGCGGUGGUCAAGUUGCCACAAUCGCGUAGUGUUUGGGCCAUAACAAUAGCCUCCUUUCUUUUAUGUUUUAUAUUUUACUACUUCUACGGUGGUUAUUUAACUAUUGGUUUGAUCAGUCUAGUAUUCUUGGGUAUAUUUUAUUAUGCGCAAGACGUUCUACUUUAUCAUCCCGAUUUGCCAGCAAACUCACGAAUUUACAUACCCAUUCCCACAAUGCACAAUCUACCUCAUGAAACGGUUAGUAUUCGGACGCCUGAUAAAAUAACACUUCAUGCUUUCUGGGUGAGACAGCCAGAGGAACGUUCAAAAAGUGUACCAACAUUUGUGUAUUUUCAUGGAAACGCCGGAAAUAUGGGCCACCGCAUGCAAAAUGUAUGGGGUAUUUUCUACACAUUAAACUGCAACAUUCUAAUGGUGGAAUAUCGUGGAUAUGGUCUUUCCACGGGUGCCCCAAGCGAAAAAGGACUUGUUACAGAUGCCAGAGCGGCUAUAGAUUAUUUGUACACACGCCAUGAUUUGGAUCACACUCAGAUUGUGGUGUUUGGUCGUUCACUGGGAGGAGCAGUUGCUAUAGAUGUAGCAGCUGAUACGAUCUACGGCCAGAAAAUAAUGUGUGCCAUUGUAGAAAAUACAUUUUCUAGCAUACCGGAAAUGGCAGUGGAAUUGGUUCAUCCAUCUGUCAAAUAUGUACCUCAUAUAUUGUAUAAGAAUAAGUUUGAUUCUAUUUCGAAAAUUUCAAAAUGCUCAGUGCCAUUUCUCUUUGUCAGCGGGUUAAGCGAUAAUUUAGUACCACCUCGUAUGAUGCGUGCCUUAUAUACGGCAUGCGGAAGCGAAAGAAAACGGAUUUUGGAAUUUGUUGGUGGUUCACACAACGACACAUGGAUAGUUGAUGGUUACUACCAAGGCCUUAAAACGUUUCUCAACGAAUGUCAAAAUAUUGUGCCACCUUUGGAAAAACCCCCAGAAAAGAGUAACGUUUGGAAUGAAAUUCAAGAUGUAUAAAUGUCCCGGGCUUCUAACUACCCUAUUUUAAAUUACUUUUUUUUUAUUACAUGCUCAUCCAUCCACCAUCAUAUAUAUUUUUUUUUAAUUUCAUUCAGAAGUAUUGCAUUUUAAACCUGUGUCUUUGUAAAGUUUGUUGCUUGUUUUUAUAAUGUAACUUUUAAAUAUUAUUCGUAGAAUUUAUUAAAGAUUAAACCAAAAACUAAAUAAAAUUUAGAUACAAUUUUAUUCUUACAACAUAGGUUUUAUCCUCUUACAACUUUCUCUUCCUAUGAAAUACAAAAAUACCAUGUAUUCUAUUAUCUACAAACUAUAUAUAUAUAUUAAUCUAUAACUCAGUAAUGCACUCACUAUGCUUGAUUUGUUUCAACUGCCAAAAGGAGAAUAUUGUUAUAAUUUAGACAAAAAAUUUCCGUUGUAAAAACCAAAUUUCGAAUUAUGUUUGAGAGAGGCUGUGGGAAAUACAAAAAUAAAAUUACGACAGUUGUAUUUGAAUCAACAGCUUUAAACAAAUGUAUAUAGAUACGAUUACAUUUACAUGCAUAUAUAUAGGGAUAUUGUUAAUCGAGGAGUUUUAAUAAACUAGCAUUAAAUCAACCAACUAAAAGCAAUUAUAACAUACUUAAACUGCAAUUAAUAAAAAAACUGUUAUGAAA
Messenger RNA from Stomoxys calcitrans (stable fly), 2001 nucleotides. It is a transcript of the gene Bem46, whose product is annotated as protein ABHD13. The coding region runs from base 323 to 1345 and encodes 340 amino acids. Gene Ontology annotation, cellular component: membrane. The transcript has 4 exons. Gene Ontology annotation, molecular function: palmitoyl-(protein) hydrolase activity. Lineage: Eukaryota; Metazoa; Arthropoda; Insecta; Diptera; Muscidae. The record is from RefSeq and is a predicted model, not a curated record.